Varanus komodoensis (Komodo dragon) is the source of this 1848-nucleotide messenger RNA. RefSeq names its product carbonic anhydrase 2-like. Gene Ontology annotation, molecular function: zinc ion binding; carbonate dehydratase activity. The record is from RefSeq and is a predicted model, not a curated record. The coding region runs from base 100 to 882 and encodes 260 amino acids. Gene Ontology annotation, cellular component: cytoplasm. NCBI's taxonomy places the organism in Eukaryota, Metazoa, Chordata, Lepidosauria, Squamata, Varanidae. The transcript is spliced from 7 exons.
CCUGAGAAGAGCCCGGGCGCCACCACGGGCGGGCAAGCGAGAGCGACCGCGAGAGCAGCAGCAGCAGCAGCAGCGCCCGGGCACAGCUGAGCCAGCACCAUGUCCCACCACUGGGGAUACGGCAAGGACAACGGACCUGCGCACUGGCAUGUGACCUGCCCCAUUGCCAAUGGAGAUCGGCAGUCACCGAUUGACAUCCAGACUAAGGCUGCCAAGUAUGACCCCUCCCUGAAGUCGCUGAGCAUCUCCUAUGACCCGUCUGCGGCCAAGAACAUAGUCAACAAUGGGCACUCCUUCAACGUGGAGUUUGAUGAUUCUGGAGACAAAUGUGUGCUGAAAGGUGGCCCCAUUGAGGGAACUUACAAGCUUAUUCAGUUCCACAUUCACUGGGGAUCCUGUGAAGGCCAAGGCUCUGAACACACUGUGGAUGGAGUGAAAUACGAUGCGGAGCUUCAUUUGGUUCACUGGAACACAAAGUAUAGUAGUUUCACUGAAGCUGUGAAACAUCCUGAUGGCCUGGCAGUUGUGGGUGUGUUUUUGAAGGUAGGAAGUGCCUGUCCCGGAAUACAGAAAGUUGUUGAUGCCCUGGACACCAUUAAACACAAGGGCAAACAGGCUGCUUUCACAAACUUUGAUCCCACUGGUCUGCUUCCUGCCUCUCGUGAUUUCUGGACCUAUCCAGGAUCACUGACCACUCCACCCUUGCUUGAAUGCGUCACCUGGAUUGUUCUGAAGGAGCCCGUAACUGUCAGCAAAGAACAGAUGAACAAACUCCGUUGUCUUUGCUUCAACGAUGAGAAUGAGCCCCAGUGCUGCAUGGUGGACAACUGGCGUCCUUGUCAGCCCCUGAAGAACCGAGAAGUUAGAGUCUCAUUCCAAUAGUCUGUGUCAAUUAAAUGUUGCUCUGUUCUUGAAGGCUGAGUUCUUUCUGCUAAGCACAAAUCAAACUAAUGCCACACAUGCACUGGCAACAUCUUCUUUUGUUCUUCUAGUGCUCUCUCUUCUUCCUUUCAUCUUCUUAUAAUAAGUUCCUAAUGAUGAAAUGCAAAAGGCCAUAAAACAAGAGGAAAGCUGACUGAUUGCAGUGUGGGUGUGUAUGCUGGGAAAAGGGCGGGGAACAGACUGAUGCUGUGAUGCUUGAUGAGUAUUGUGGUGAUUUGGGUGCUGCUGUUGCAUAGGAUAUUCUCUUUUGAUGCUUUGCCAAGUGAUAGGAUGACAAGCCACAGAAAAAUAAGCCAUUUUAACAGAAAAAAAUAACCUUAUAUAACAUAUGAGGUUAUGUGUACUCAGUAACUUGAAUCUUUCAUGGAAGCACAGGAAUGCAAGCCUGAUUUAUGUCUGAUUUAGGAUAAUAUGUUGCAUCAACAUAGACACUGAAAUGCAACGUUAAUAUUGAAGAGUCAAUGUUUUAGCUUUUAAAAAGUUUGAAGGAUAUAUAUUUUAAUAUUUUAAUUAUUUUACAUUUUUAGCCAUAAAUCUGAAUUGUCUUAAUGUUAGUGUAUUCUAUUUUUAAUUAUGAAAUUCCAACUGACAUAAAUGAAAUGCUAUUCUAUGUAAAAUUGCUGAUACCAUAGAUAUAAUUCAGAGUACUGUACCAUUUAAGAUAUUGCCAGAAUUAAAAAAAAAUGUAUUUUAGAUACAUUAUCUAAUAAAAUAUAAUUAUAUUUAUGUUUCUGUUUCUAGUCUCUUAUUGCACUGUAAGAAAAACAAGUAGGGGCAAAGAAACUUUAGAUUAAUGUGUGUAUAAUUUUCUACUCCAUAAAAAAUAAAUAUUAAAUUUGCUUUAAUGUUGGAAAGUAAUUAUAAAUUUUGGUUGAGUAAUGCCGUAAUAAAUUUGUUCGCCUUUAA